Molecule: messenger RNA, 2985 nt
Organism: Erinaceus europaeus (western European hedgehog)
Lineage: Eukaryota; Metazoa; Chordata; Mammalia; Eulipotyphla; Erinaceidae
Gene: RAP1B
Product: RAP1B, member of RAS oncogene family
Exons: 8
Coding region: 208-762 (184 amino acids)
Biological process (GO): negative regulation of synaptic vesicle exocytosis; cellular response to cAMP; Rap protein signal transduction
Cellular component (GO): plasma membrane
Molecular function (GO): GTPase activity; GTP binding; GDP binding
Source: RefSeq, a predicted model, not a curated record
GAACGCCUGACGUCAAGGCGACACCGCCAAACCUCGCCCAGACUCAGGCGUGUAAACCAGCCGGAGUGGCGGCGGCGGCGGCGGCGGCGGCAGGACGGCCGUGGCGCUGGGAGCAGCGAGCCGGAGAGAGCGCAAGGCGCGGGGCGACGCUGGCUGCGGUGACCCGGUGACAGCGUGAGAGGUACUCACUUUUGACUGAUUUGCACCAUGCGUGAGUAUAAGCUAGUGGUUCUCGGCUCAGGAGGUGUUGGAAAAUCUGCUCUGACUGUACAAUUUGUCCAAGGGAUUUUUGUUGAAAAAUAUGAUCCUACGAUAGAAGAUUCUUAUAGAAAGCAAGUUGAAGUAGAUGCACAACAGUGUAUGCUUGAAAUCUUGGAUACUGCAGGAACGGAACAAUUUACAGCAAUGAGAGAUUUGUACAUGAAAAAUGGACAAGGCUUUGCAUUAGUUUAUUCCAUCACAGCACAGUCCACGUUUAAUGAUUUGCAAGACCUGCGAGAACAAAUUCUUCGAGUUAAAGAUACUGAUGAUGUUCCAAUGAUUCUGGUUGGUAAUAAGUGUGACUUGGAAGAUGAAAGAGUUGUAGGAAAAGAACAGGGUCAAAAUCUAGCAAGACAGUGGAACAACUGUGCAUUCUUAGAAUCUUCUGCAAAAUCAAAAAUAAAUGUUAAUGAGAUCUUCUAUGACCUAGUGCGGCAAAUUAAUAGAAAAACUCCAGUGCCUGGAAAGGCACGCAAAAAGUCUUCAUGUCAGCUGCUUUAAUAUACUGAAUGCAUUGUAGCUCUGAGCCAGGUCUGAAGAACUGUUGCCCAAUUCAACAGUGCCAGCAUUCCAACUUUGUUAAACCUAUCAACAUCUUAAAUGGACUUUCCUGUGGUGGUACCCUUUAAGAGGCGGAUGAAAGCUACUACAUCAGUUUGCACAUUCUAAUCACUUUCCAGUAUCACAAGAGAGAUUUUUACUUAUAUAAUAGUUGUAGAGUAUGCAACUGGUAAAACCAGAGGCUACAACCCAGUAUUACUGCUAAGAGACAUUUUUCAUCCACCAAUGUUGUACGUGUAUGAAAAUGGUGUACUGUAUACUUUAACAUGCCCAUACUUUGUAUUGGAGAGUACAAUAAUGUAAAUCCUAAAAGCACCACUAUUUUAGCAUAAUAAAAGAAAGUCCAAAGAGCUCCUAUAUAGACUACUCCAGAUAACUUCGCUUCUUUGAUACCUGUAGCUUAUUGUAAUUUUUUUUAAAAGAAAUUCAAGGUCAUUAUCAUUGUAUUGUACAAAUAAGCGCUUUGAUUAACACGGCUAUAUAGGGGUUUUUUUGUUGUUGUUAUUAUUAUUUUUCUUUUAAAUCUUAAAAAUCCUGUGGAGACAGUGAUCUUGUCUUUAAAAUAUGAUAGUCCUUUCAGUAUAAUGUCUUAGAUUAAAGACAUUGCCUUUAAUAUCUGUUGGGAAGGAAAUGUCCAGACUUUUCAAAUCUUUUAUUAUAUGUUUCCUUUUUUGUUUACAUAGGGAACAAUGUUUAUAGUUGUGUGUACAGUGGGGGUCUACAACAAGAAGUGUAUAUUUUCAAACAAUUUUUUAAUGAUUUAACAGUUUUUGUAAAUCAUUUUCAGGCUUCUGCAGCUGUAGAUUCUCACUGUGAAUCCCUUGCUUGCUCAUGCAUAAGUGUAUUUGCAAUACCAAAUAUACAGGUUUAGUAUUUUUGCCUGUUAGUGAUUGUUUCACAUGUGUAACGUUUUGGUUGAGAUGUUAAAUGGUGGACGAGUACUGUGGAUGUGAAUGUGGGAAGUAAUUUUAAUCAUGUGUAAUUGAUUACAAGGCCUAAGUUGCAGUGACUAUUGCUGUUUUAUUUAACAAUGCCUUGUUGCUUUGUAUGCAUUAAUGUUUGGGUGUAAAGAUUGUGUGUCUAUUCAACAGGGAGCCACAGUAUUUAAAUUGACCAACCUAAUGUUACAACUACUUUGAGGUGGCCAAAUGUAAACUAAAAGCCUUAAUUAAAGUGGUGCAAUUUUGUAUGACUUAGCAUCAGUAGUUCAAUAAAUUUGGAUUGCCAUGCAAGGGCUUGCAUUAUAAUUACUUGCCACUUGAAUGUGUUUUGUGUAAUGUUUAACUGUGCUAGUGAAUAAAUAUGGGCUUAAAUUCUUUUUAAAUGUAAUAGGUGCAUUUUACACAGUGUGAUUUUAUAAUUUUAGAUUUAGGGGAAUCAGAUUCAUAAAUUACAGGAAUGAUGAGUGAAAAAUACCAGUUUUUACUACUAAUAUUAUUUGAAUAUUUAUAUAAACACCUUUAGAGUUUUUCCUUGGGAAAGAAUUUUGUAAAUCAAGCAAUAUUACUUAUAUUCUGGGUAAUAAAUAUCCAGUAGCUCUUUGAGGUGAUGGAGGAAGAACUGAGAAUACUUUGCCAGAUAUUUUACUUAUAGAUUUUUUUUCUUAAGCAUAGGAUAAAGCUACUUUAUAAAAAAAUCUUUGACUCAAGUGGACUCAAGUACUACUUUGUUUUCUAGAUACUAGAUCUGUCUUUGUCUUAUGUGCUAUGAUUCUGUUCUUUUUUUGAAAUUUAUAAACAAAUCUUUACUCAAACUUGCUCUUUUUUUUUUUUUACCAGCCAUUGGAGCAUAUCUGCAACUAAUGAGUGAUACCAUCUAACAUAGAGGUGUAGACCAUCCCCCUAAAUACAUGCUAUUUGAAUGGGCUUUCCUUUUAAGAAGCCUUACUCCAUACAAACUUAACUCACACUUUCCUGUGCUUAAGGAUUUCGUGUAUCUCAAGAAAAGUGUUCUCUUUGAAGCCGCCUCACAUAACUGAGACUUAUUUUUGGCAGAACUGGUGUUAUUUAUAGUCUCUGGAAGGAAAUCACCCCUACCCCAAAAUGGGAUUGUGAAACUGCUAAAAUUAUUUCAACUCACUAUGUCCUGUUUCAUCUAUAUGACCCUUUUUAAUGGCACCACCAUUAAUUGAUUUACCUUUAAAUAAAAAUUUGUUGCCUACCA